Messenger RNA from Aspergillus aculeatinus CBS 121060, 483 nucleotides. RefSeq lists its product as uncharacterized. Bases 1 to 483 code for a protein of 160 amino acids. NCBI's taxonomy places the organism in Eukaryota, Fungi, Ascomycota, Eurotiomycetes, Eurotiales, Aspergillaceae. The record is from RefSeq and is a predicted model, not a curated record. The transcript has a single exon.
AUGCUGGAGACCGUAUUGGACGAAGACACCGGAGGAGGGAUGAUCCACAGAAUGAGUGGAGGUAUUUACGCAGUCAUGCUGCGGUACGCCAUCUGGAACAACGCGGUAGGAGUGGUUUGCAUGCUAUUGUUUGGUAAGAUGAGAUAUUUGUACAACAAGCGCGAGCCGAGAUCCAUCUUCCCCCGCGCGAUCGCUGCAAUCGGGGGCCACGCAGAGAUUGUUGAGAUGCUCCUCCAAGAGUCCACCGAGCGCGUCAAGUCGGGUCUCCUCUUUCCAAUCACCCAGCAUCGCGAGAUCACUGCCGCGCUCUUCGACGCCCUGCGCAGCACGGACCCGGACGCCACCGUCGCACUGUUGCUGCGGGCCGGCGCAGACGCCAACGCCCCGAACAGCUGGGACAUACAUAACCCCCUUGAUGCGGGCGGUUACUACGAGAGACAUAUCAUGGAAGAAUUUGAUAACACAAGUACGCAGUGCUCAUGA